Vigna unguiculata (cowpea) is the source of this 2139-nucleotide messenger RNA. Its product is annotated as UDP-glycosyltransferase 73C1 pseudogene. The record is from RefSeq and is a predicted model, not a curated record. NCBI's taxonomy places the organism in Eukaryota, Viridiplantae, Streptophyta, Magnoliopsida, Fabales, Fabaceae.
UCGUACACAAAACACAUAUGCAUCACCCAUACUUCAAAUAAUCCAACUACAAUUACGUAUGCUCUUACAUCAUAACCAUCAAAUAAUAUAAUUUUGUAGUCUUCAUCACUCUUAUAAAGGAUAAGGACACUGCAGAGGGAAAACCACAAAACCAAGAGAGGGAACUUCACUGCUACCCAUUUUUCAUUUGCCUCUUGUAGCCAUGGUUCUCCAAAAAAAUCCUCACUUUGUAUUAUUCCCCUUUAUGGCUCAAGGCCACAUCAUCCCCAUGAUGGACAUUGCAAGAAUAUUGGCACAGCGUGGUGUGAUUAUCACAGUAUUCACAACCCCAGAAAACGCAUCACGUUUCAAUUCUGUCAUAUCUCGAGCUGUUUCAUCGGGCCUCAAAAUCCGUUUUGUACAACUAAAUUUUUCAUCAAAAGAAGCAGGGCUACCCGAAGGGUGCGAGAAUUUGGACAUGGUCUCUUCAAAUGAUAUGUCCAAAAUUUUCCAAGUCAUCCACAUGCUCCAAAAGCCAGCAGAGGAGUUCUUUCAAACACUUACACCUAAACCAAGUUGCAUAAUCUCAGAUUUCUGCAUCUCUUGGACUGUUCAAUUAGCUGAAAAGUAUCACAUUCCAAGGAUUUCUUUCCACGGAUUUUCUUGUUUUUGCCUCCACUGCCGGCACCUCAUACAUACUUCAGAUUUUUGCAAAAGCAUCACUUCACAAUCCGAAUACUUCACCAUUCCCGGCAUACCCGACAAGAUUCAAGUUACCAAAGAGCAGUUACCAGGAUCACUUGCCACUGAUUUGAACGACUUUAAAGAGCAGGUGCGUGAUGCUGAAAAGAAGUCUUAUGGGGUUAUCGUAAAUACUUUCGAAGAGUUGGAGAAGGCAUAUGUGAGGGAAUACAAGAAGGUUAAAAAUGAUAAGGCGUGGUUCAUUGGUCCUGUUUCAUUAUGCAACAAAGAUGAUUUGGACAAGGCUCAAAGAGGCAACCAGGCUUCAAUUAACGAGCACCAUUGCUUGAAGUGGUUAGACUUGCAUCAACCCAAGUCUGUGGUGUAUGUUUGUUUUGGAAGCAUAUGCAACUUGAUUCCUUCACAACUUGUGGAGCUGGCCUUGGCCUUGGAAGAUACAAAAAGGCCAUUUAUAUGGGUUGUAAGGAAUGGAAGCCAGUUCCAAGAACUGGAAAAGUGGAUCUCCGAGGAAGGGUUUGAGGAAAGGACCAAAGGGAGAGGCCUUAUAAUACGAGGUUGGGCACCACAAGUAAUGAUACUAUCACACCCUUCCAUUGGAGGAUUCUUAACACACUGUGGUUGGAAUUCAACGCUUGAAGGGAUAAGUGGUGGAGUGCCACUUGUUACUUGGCCUCUGUUUGGUGAUCAAUUUUUAAACGAGAAACUUGUUACUGAUGUGUUGAAGAUUGGGGUGAGGGUUGGGGCAGAGGUUCCAUUGAAGUGGGGAGAGGAAGAGCAGAAAGGUGUGACGGUGAAGAAGGAUGAUAUUAAGAGGGCGAUAUGCAUGGUGAUGGAUGAAGAUGAAGAAGAAACCAAAGAGAGAAGAGAAAGGGUAAGUAAAUUGAGUGAAAUGGGAAAGAGAGCUGUUGAAGAAGGAGGCUCUUCUCAUCUCAAUGUCACUUUGCUUAUCCAAGACAUUCUGCAACAAACAACUACCAAAGAGGAUGCAAAUUUGACGCACGUUUGAAGAUUCUCCAUUCACAUGUUGACGUACUAUUCCUUUCAUCUUUAAGUUCAUAUAAUAUAACCCCUAUUUGUUAUGGUUAAUAGACAGAAGCAGUUUCAUUUAUGGAGGGAACAUUCAAAAGCGAGAGGGAAUAUUUUGAUAUAUAACAACCAUGAAUCAUAAUCUAUUGAAUAAAGUUAUUUAAUUUAAAUAUAAAAAUAACAAAUAGAUUGGAAAGUGGGAGUAAAAUAUGUGUCUAGUGGACAACAUGGUCCAUUGAUUUGUCUCUGUCCAAUGACAAACUGUAUACGUCCAUGCGCUAUAGUUGUUUGUCUUAUUGUGUCACUUUCGCUACAUCUAUAUCUGCACGUGAUACAUUAUCACUUUAGGUAUUAGUUAUAUUUUUGUCUCGUGAUUUGUUUACUUCUAUUUUUGUUUAAUUUCGAAAUAAAUAGUUUUAUUUUAUCUUGUCA